Molecule: messenger RNA, 783 nt
Organism: Alternaria burnsii
Lineage: Eukaryota; Fungi; Ascomycota; Dothideomycetes; Pleosporales; Pleosporaceae
Product: minor allergen alt a 7
Exons: 4
Coding region: 1-783 (260 amino acids)
Molecular function (GO): FMN binding; NAD(P)H dehydrogenase (quinone) activity
Source: RefSeq, a predicted model, not a curated record
AUGGCUCCCAAGAUCGCGAUUGUGUACUACUCCAUGUACGGCCACAUCAAGAAGAUGGCCGAUGCUGAGUUGAAGGGUAUCCAAGAGGCUGGCGGUGAUGCCAAGCUCUUCCAAGUCGCCGAGACCCUUCCUCAAGAAGUCCUCGAGAAGAUGUACGCACCUGCCAAGGACUCCUCUGUCCCCGUCCUCGACGACCCAGCCGUCCUCGAAGAAUUCGACGGCAUCCUCUUCGGUAUCCCCACCCGCUACGGCAACUUCCCCGCACAAUUCAAGACCUUCUGGGACAAGACGGGCAAGCAAUGGCAACAAGGCGCCUUCUGGGGAAAGUACGCCGGUGUCUUCGUUUCGACGGGCACCCUGGGCGGUGGCCAGGAGACAACUGCCAUUACCAGCAUGAGCACGCUUGUGCACCACGGUUUCAUCUACGUUCCCCUGGGCUACAAGACUGCGUUUAGCAUGUUGGCCAACUUGGACGAGGUCCACGGUGGAAGCCCAUGGGGUGCUGGUACCUUCUCUGCCGGCGAUGGAUCGAGGCAGCCCAGUGAGCUUGAGCUGAACAUUGCGCAGGCUCAGGAUGAUGGAGAGACUGCUGGGCGGGUUGCUGAGAACAAGACGGUAGAGAGUGGGAAUGGAGCAACGACAAACGGUAGCACUGCUGCUGCUGCUCCUACUUCUACUCCUGCUCCUGCUGCGUCUUCUUCGCAACCCCAGCAGAAGACCGAAGAGGAUAAGGAUAAAGAGGGCGGUCCGUGUGGAUUGCCUGCAAAGUGCGAUAUCAUGUAG